Messenger RNA from Poecilia latipinna (sailfin molly), 1648 nucleotides. RefSeq names its product N-acetylglucosamine-1-phosphate transferase subunit gamma (gene gnptg). The transcript is spliced from 11 exons. Gene Ontology annotation, cellular component: Golgi apparatus. The record is from RefSeq and is a predicted model, not a curated record. Bases 102 to 1013 code for a protein of 303 amino acids. NCBI's taxonomy places the organism in Eukaryota, Metazoa, Chordata, Actinopteri, Cyprinodontiformes, Poeciliidae.
CGCAUGCUCUCCGGGGUUAUUUUUUUUGUCACGUGACCGACCACCUGACACAACAGACGACGGAACCGGAAAUGUAGCGAUUAUUCAUCCAAAAAUCCAUUAUGUGGAGUUUAAAUAGCGGAAUAUAUGUUUUAUUGAGGACAUGGCUUGUUUGCGUGUCGCUUUUCUUCAGCCUCGGACUGGCUGGGAAAAUGAAGAUUGUGGAGGAGCCAAACACGUUUGGGCUGAACAACCCGUUCAUGGCGCAGGGACACAGGCUACAGCCCAAAGUCUCUCCAGCGCCUGUGUCUGGUCCGGCGCAUCUUCAUCGUCUGGCAGGAAAGUGCUUCAGUCUCACAGAAUCGAUGUAUAAAUAUGAGUUCUGUCCCUUCCACAACGUGACUCAGCACGAGCAGUCAUUCAGGUGGAACGCCUACAGCGGCAUAUUGGGGAUCUGGCAGGAGUGGGAAAUUGCCAACAAUACUUUUACAGGCAUGUGGAUGAGAGACGGCGACACAUGUGGAACCAGAAACAGAGAAACAAAGGUGGUUCUGGUUUGCAGCAACAGCAGCAAACUGGUCCAGGUGUCGGAGCCAAGCACCUGCAUUUACUCGGUGACCUUUGAGACACCGCUCGUCUGCCAUCCACACUCACUGCUGGUGUACCCCACCCUGAAUGAGAAGCUGCAGAAGGAAUGGGACGAGGUGGAGCAGGCUCGCUACGAUGGCCUCAUUACUGAGCAGGGCUACAACAACCUUUUGAGAGACGUUUUUGAGGAUGCUGGACUCCUGAAGAGCAACAAAGUGACGGAGACUGUUGCAGAGGCUGAAACACGUUCAGAAAAACACAACUCCUUACAGAAAUGCCAAGAAGAUUAUCAAAAGCAGAGUGAAGAGGUAGCGAGGCUGCGGGCUAUCCUCACCCUGAAUAAUAUUUCCUUUGAGUCACAGCCAAAUGAGGAGAAAGGUGCAACGACAGCCCCGGCAAAAGAUCAACACCUGAGAGGAGACACGGGCCUUUUUGACCAGCUGUGAAGAUCUCCAUCACAAACAGGAUGUUCAGUUUUUUUUCUGGUCAGUUUGAGUCUCUGAGGUCCACAAGAAAACAGUUCCUCAUGUUUGGAUGUUUUAUAUGUAGUUUGGACUUUAACCUGUGUAUUUAUGUUAUGUGUUGUUCGGAUGCAACAACAUUGGAAUUAAAACAAGACCAAAAAAAUAAAUAAAAUGCAAUAUGUUCUUAUUAAAUACAAGAAUAAAGUCAUAAUAUUAUGAGGAUAAAAAUUGAGCGACGAAGUCGUAAUAAUACAACAAACCCUAACUGAUAAAUAUACCGGAUGACUUUAUUCUGGAAUUACAAGUUUAUUUGCUUAUUACGACUUUAUUCCACAACUUUAUUUUCUGGUAUUACACCUUGUAAAAACCUUAAAACUUUAUUCUGAUAUUCUUAUUGCGAUUUUAUACUUGCUGAGAUUUUAUUGCAUUUUUUACUAGUUGCUCAUUAUGACUAUUUUUACGACUUUAGUUACUCAACUUUUCUUGUGUUAUUCUAACUUUAUUCUUGUAUUUUUAUGACUUAAGUUGCUCCUUAUUAUGACUUUUCUUGUGUUUCUUGUAUUAAUACAGUUAUUUAGGUAAUGACUGUAUUAAAGGGAUAAAAUGAUGAAAACCUG